AUGGCUAACAACAACAAUAGCAAGAACGAAAUACCACCAACUAAGGAGCUCUUAAAGAAGAUCCAUGAUUUAGAACAAAGCCACGCUCAUCUCAAACAAGAAAUGUCAAAGCUAAAAAUCUCCGAUGACCAACAAAAAUCCGAACGUCAAAGGUCCAGUUCAGUAUCUCCACGCCGCCCUCGCCGGAAACACAUGGGUGGUGCAAGCGGGAUGUUCGAGGGCGGCGCUGUAGCCGCCUUCAAGAUGGGUUCAGCAUCUUUCCGCCAUUCCUCACCAUUAAGAAGAGAAACUCGCAGCGUUGACGUUAGCUACAGCAACGAUCACAACCAUAACACCUCCGUCACAUCCGCCGCCGACGGCCCUUCAGCUGUGAAGCUAACGGAAACACAAUACUUGAAUAUAUUACAAUCAAUGGGUCAAUCUGUGCAUAUAUUCGAUCUCAACGGCCACAUAAUCUACUGGAAUCGUAUGGCUGAAAAUCUGUAUGGAUACACAUCUUCUGAAGCUUUAGGGAAAACAGCCCAUGAGCUUCUAGUAGAUUCCAACGAUUACACAUUAGCUGAAGCUAUUUUACAACGAACAGCAAAAGGGGAAAGCUGGUCUGGUCAAUUUCCAGUUAAAAACAAAUUAGGGGAAAAAUUUAUCGUUAUGGCUGCAAAUACACCAUUUCGUGAUGAAAAUGGAACCCUAAUUGGUGUUAUAUGUGUAUCAAGUGAUACACGCCCCUAUCAAGAAAUGAAGCCAUUAGCAACCAUCAGUGCUCCAAGAAGAAUCGCUUCAGCUAAACUUGGACUCGAUCCUCAACAACCUUUACAGACUGCAAUCGCCUCAAAGAUUUCAAAUCUGGCCACAAAAGUUAGCAACAAGGUGAAGUCAAAAAUGAAACCCGGAGAAAACUUCACGGAUCAUGAAGACUCGGAUCACAAAGAAGAUGGAUAUUCAAGUGGGGCAAGUACUCCAAGAGGCGAUCUUCCUCAAUCACCAUUUGCAGGAGGAUUCUCUUCAAAAGACCAAAUUACCGGAAAGCCCUUGGGAGAUUCAGGUGAUGAGGGUGAAAACAAGCCCGGGAUCCACAAGCUUCUAUCUUCAAAAGCGGAAGCAUGGAUGGGCAAAAAGGGAAUUACAUGGCCAUGGAAAGGAAACGAUAACAGAGAAGGCGGGUCGGAUCCAAAAACGGGUCGUUUUGGUUUGCAUUGGUUACAUAAUAAUAAUGAUCAAGAACAUGAAUCUGGUCAACAAACAAAAGUAGAAAGUCAACCGUGGGAAAAUACGAAUCGAAAUGAGGCUUCAGGGUCAUGGUCUUCUUCUUUUAAUGUUAAUAGUACAAGUAGUGCAAGUAGUUGUGGAAGCACAAAUAGUAGUGCUAUAAAUAAAGUGGAUGUGGACACUGAUAGCUUGGAUUAUGAAAUAUUAUGGGAAGAUUUAAUAAUUGGUGAACAAAUCGGACAAGGUUCAUGUGGGACGGUAUAUCAUGCAUUGUGGUAUGGAUCGGAUGUUGCUGUCAAGGUUUUCUCAAGACAAGAAUAUUCAGACGAUGUGAUAUUAUCAUUUCGACAGGAGGCCCAUGUCUCUCUAGUCAAGCUGGCUGGUUUUUGCAUGUUGAUUUUAAGGUCUGGUUGUGGUUGUUGUUGA
Molecule: messenger RNA, 1632 nt
Organism: Lactuca saligna
Lineage: Eukaryota; Viridiplantae; Streptophyta; Magnoliopsida; Asterales; Asteraceae
Source: the annotation of a GenBank genome assembly